Messenger RNA from Letharia lupina, 426 nucleotides. RefSeq lists its product as uncharacterized. The record is from RefSeq and is a predicted model, not a curated record. NCBI's taxonomy places the organism in Eukaryota, Fungi, Ascomycota, Lecanoromycetes, Lecanorales, Parmeliaceae. Bases 1 to 426 code for a protein of 141 amino acids. The transcript is spliced from 3 exons.
AUGGCCGAGGUAGCUAAGGAUAAAGACGUCGUCGUGAUCAUACACUCUGAUAGAGUGGAUGUAGGCUACGAGGCGUUGAAGGGUGUCCGAAUCAAGAAGCCAUCCAGAUACCACAGUCCGUCGGGCGUGAGUGCAGAGGGUGUGGUGAAAUUAAUCAUCAUCGCUGGAAUGAAUAACUUCAUCACAAUUCCUGACGGCCGCCACCGCCUCUAUUACGAUCUACCUCAACCCGAAGCCGCCGAGCUCGCUCAAACUCUUGCUCAAAAGUGCAUGGUCGAUAACGCUGGCAUCAAAGAUGUUGGACGUGACGAGAAUGACCAUGCGCCGUUCGCGGAUCUGGAGAAGAGUGGUGAGGUCGCUAGAUUGGUCCAAGACAAGAUCGAUAAGGCUUUUGGCGGACGUGUGAAGAGGAUACCGAAGCUUUGA